Acanthisitta chloris (rifleman) is the source of this 493-nucleotide messenger RNA. RefSeq names its product forkhead box protein A2-like. The transcript has a single exon. The record is from RefSeq and is a predicted model, not a curated record. Gene Ontology annotation, molecular function: RNA polymerase II cis-regulatory region sequence-specific DNA binding; transcription factor binding; protein domain specific binding. NCBI's taxonomy places the organism in Eukaryota, Metazoa, Chordata, Aves, Passeriformes, Acanthisittidae. The annotation marks the transcript as partial. Gene Ontology annotation, biological process: regulation of transcription by RNA polymerase II; cell differentiation; anatomical structure morphogenesis.
CACCUGAGCCCCAGCAUGAGCCCCAUGGGGGGCCAAGCAGGCUCCAUGAAUGCCCUGGCCCCCUACACCAACAUGAACUCCAUGAGCCCCAUCUACGGGCAAUCCAACCUCAACCGCUCGCGCGACCCCAAGACCUACCGACGGAGCUACACGCAUGCCAAGCCGCCCUACUCCUACAUCUCCCUCAUCACCAUGGCCAUCCAGCAGUCGCCCAACAAGAUGCUGACACUGAGUGAGAUCUACCAGUGGAUCAUGGACCUCUUCCCCUUCUACCGUCAGAACCAGCAGCGCUGGCAGAACAGCAUCCGCCACUCACUGUCCUUCAAUGACAGCUUCCUCAAGGUGCCACGUUCCCCGGACAAGCCGGGAAAAGGCUCCUUCUGGACGCUGCACCCAGAUUCGGGCAACAUGUUUGAGAAUGGCUCCUCCCUGCGCCGCCAGAAGCGUUUCAAGUGUGAGAAGCAGCUGGCAGCCAAGGACAGUGGUGGGGCAG